AUGUCUACGGAACAUGCAGAACUUUCCUUGGAGGCGCCAAUUUAUGAAGCUUUCCUCGCCAUUUCUCCAAAAUCUGUGCUUUCCUUCAUUAGCACAGCUCUCUCUGUUGUCCUUGUGUUCUUUUUGCUGCUUGUAUUCGCAGCUUAUCUUCUCACUGUUUCUCUUACUACUUCAUCCAAUGGGCCAUGGAAAACCAUGGAGAAAUUAAACAGCAAGGGAAAGGGAAGAGAGAGCGAUGUUAACCAUAGAAAAAAGAACAACUUUCUAUCAGCUAGAUACAGUAGGAGUGGCAAAGAGACAAGCCAACCAAAUAACCCUAACCAACAUGACAACUACAAAGCGGAUCACAGUUUUGACUCUUCCCCCAAUAAUCCAUGCGUAACUGACAGUUCAACUGGCCAUGGCUAUGGAAUUCGUAACUGCUUUAACAACAAUGGCGAUGGGGAGCAAAAUUACAGCUAUUGUAGGAUUAACAGUCUUGCAAGUAUAAAUUCCUACAACAAUAACGCAUUGGGUUUGCAAGAUCUGAGUCAUGCAAAGAUUUAUGCUUCUAGAACUGAAUCUGCCUUUAACAACAGCAGCUCAUGCUCACAAACUUUCAGGCGGGCAACGAUUGACAAUCGAGACGACUCUAACGAGCUCAACGCCAGGGACAACAGUGCUGCAAUUCGUGACAUCUUCACAAAUAAUGGAAAGAACGGAAUCCAAAACUUCGAUGAUUUCCACAUUUUCAGGGGGAAAGUAAUGGAUGAACACCAAAGUGGUAAUUGA
This is a messenger RNA of Sphenostylis stenocarpa, 771 nucleotides long. The record is from the annotation of a GenBank genome assembly. NCBI's taxonomy places the organism in Eukaryota, Viridiplantae, Streptophyta, Magnoliopsida, Fabales, Fabaceae.